Messenger RNA from Talaromyces rugulosus, 5481 nucleotides. RefSeq lists its product as uncharacterized. Gene Ontology annotation, biological process: vacuole fusion, non-autophagic; vacuolar transport; DNA replication. The record is from RefSeq and is a predicted model, not a curated record. The transcript is spliced from 9 exons. Gene Ontology annotation, molecular function: DNA helicase activity; DNA binding; ATP binding. The coding region runs from base 1 to 5481 and encodes 1826 amino acids. Gene Ontology annotation, cellular component: fungal-type vacuole membrane; MCM complex; vacuolar transporter chaperone complex. NCBI's taxonomy places the organism in Eukaryota, Fungi, Ascomycota, Eurotiomycetes, Eurotiales, Trichocomaceae.
AUGUCGUCCCCAGCUCGUCGCGGCCGUGGUCGCCCACCACGAGACUCUGCGGCCACGACUCCUCGUUCGACUCGCUCCCAACAGGUGCCGAGCAGCCCUCAGUCACAAGCAGCUGGAUCACAGGCAACUCCUCGUGCAUCAAGAAGAAUUAGAGCCGAAGAAGCUGUGCCGUCCUCCUCGCCUUUGAUGUUUCCAUCUUCCUCCCCGGCGAUUGCGAGAAAUGAAGCCCAGGAAGGGGCUAUGGAUCCAAGCUCCCCCAUUGGAGACGGCGACACAACGCCCCGAGGCAACAGAAAUGGAAUCAGAGACUCGUCGCCAAUCCGUUACAUGUCCAGCUCCAGCCCACCACGAAAUGCAAAUCGUCAAGACAUUCGCUCAGACAACAUUCCCAGCAGCAGCAGUGGUCUUUUUGUUGGCUCGUCUCGCCCUGAGCUCUCAGACUAUGCUCGUAAUGUCUCGCGCCGUGGAGACAUUCAUUCCGACGCUUUUAGUGGUGUGACACCCAACCGGAGGAGAAGGCUCUUCGUUGAUGCAAAUGGCAUGCCUGUCAAUGAAAGCGAGCCUCACUCCGAUGCCACCUUCUCUAAUGUCAACCCCGAUACUUCAGAGGCCGAUGCCCUCGGCGGCAGCUCCACUCGUGUCAUCUGGGGUACAAACAUUUCGAUUCAAGAUUCCAUGUCUGCGUUCAAGAAUUUCCUGUACAAUUAUGCCAGGAAAUACAGAAUGUGGGCUGAUGGAGCCACCGAGGAUGACACCCGUGAUAUGGGCGAAGCUGCCGAAGAAAAGGAGUAUAUUGCGGUGUUGAACAACAUGCGGAAACUAGGUGUUACAGGACUCAACCUUGAUGCCAGAAACCUCAAGUCCUAUCCCACUACUUUGAAGCUAUGGCAUCAACUACAUGCAUAUCCUCAGGAAAUCAUUCCACUCAUGGAUCAAACGAUCAAAGAUGUUAUGGUUGAACUUGCUUCGAAGGAAAUGGAAAGCUUGAGGUCCCAAGCCCAAAGGAAUCAGCCACGGGCACGCGAUAGCUCAGCACCGCCCGUACCAAGCUCAGAUGCCAUGAGUGAGACUGGACGUAGCCAACCUCAAGAUAUCCCUGACUUGGUGGAGGAAGUUGACAUCAAGACCUACAAAGUUCUGCCUUUUGGACUGGACAAGUCGACCAACAUGCGAGAGUUGGACCCAGCCGACAUGGACAAGCUUGUCAGCAUCAAAGGUCUGGUCAUUCGUACAACCCCUGUGAUUCCAGAUAUGAAAGAAGCAUUUUUCACUUGCCAAAUAUGCAAUCACAGUGUUCGAGUCGAUAUCGAUCGUGGAAAAAUCCAAGAGCCUACCCUUUGCCCCCGACCUCAGUGCAAGAGUCCCAAUUCAAUGCAACUCGUGCACAACCGAUGCACCUUUGCCGACAAGCAAGUCAUCAAACUCCAGGAGACUCCCGAUAAUGUUCCAGACGGUCAAACUCCUCAUUCCGUUUCGUUAUGUGCUUACGACGAGCUUGUGGAUGUGUGUAAGGCUGGUGACCGUGUUGAGGUUACUGGAAUCUUCCGAUGCAAUCCUGUUCGCAUCAACCCUCGGCAGCGAACCACGAAGACACUCUUCAAAACAUAUAUCGACGUGCUUCACAUCCAGAAAGUUGACAAGAAAAAGAUGGGCAUUGACGUGUCUACGGUCGAGCAGGAACUGUCUGAACAGGCAGCAGGGGACCCUGAACAGGUACGCCAGAUAAGUGCUGAGGAGCUGCAAAAAAUUAGGGAGACCUCGCAGCGGUCCGAUGUAUAUGAUCUACUGGCUAGAUCAUUGGCUCCAAGUAUCUAUGAAAUGGACGACAUGAAGAAGGGAAUCUUGCUUCAGCUUUUCGGCGGCACAAACAAGACCUUCCAGAAAGGAGGCAAUCCACGCUAUCGUGGUGACAUCAACAUUCUGCUUUGCGGUGACCCCUCUACUGCGAAAUCUCAAAUUCUCCGCUACGUCCACAAAAUCGCUCCUCGUGGCGUCUACACCAGUGGUAAAGGUUCCUCUGCUGUCGGUUUGACUGCAUACGUUACACGCGACCCGGAAACCCGCCAGCUUGUGCUUGAAUCUGGUGCCCUGGUCCUGUCUGACGGGGGCGUUUGUUGCAUUGACGAGUUUGACAAGAUGAAUGACUCGACUCGAUCUGUUCUCCAUGAAGUCAUGGAACAGCAGACGGUCUCGAUUGCCAAAGCUGGAAUUAUCACUACACUGAAUGCGCGAACCAGUAUUCUGGCCUCUGCCAACCCUAUUGGCAGCAGAUACAAUCCUAAUUUGCCCGUUCCGCAGAACAUUGAUUUGCCACCGACCUUGCUGUCUCGUUUCGAUUUGGUCUACCUCGUCCUUGAUCGUGUUGAUGAGCAGGAGGAUCGCCGAUUGGCCAAACACUUGGUGGGGAUGUACUUGGAAGACGCCCCAGAGAAUGCCAGUCGUGAAGAGAUUCUGCCUAUCGAGUUUCUGACCUCGUACAUCACUUAUGCAAAGACCAGUAUCCAGCCUGUCCUGACCCAAGCUGCGGCGACAGCACUUACAGAUGCCUACGUUGCCAUGCGAAAAUUGGGAGAUGAUAUCCGAGCCUCAGAUCGCCGGAUUACCGCAACGACACGUCAAUUGGAGUCCAUGAUUCGACUUUCCGAGGCGCAUGCACGAAUGCGACUCUCCUCGGAGGUGACGGCAGACGAUGUCGAUGAAGCCGUACGCCUCACCCGAUCAGCGCUCAAGCAGGCUGCCACAGACUCCCGUACUGGUCUUAUUGACAUGGGCCUACUCACCGACGGAACGAGUGCAAGCGAACGCCGUCGUCGGGAGGACUUGAAGAAGGCUGUUCUUCGCACGGUGGAUGAGAUGGGCGCUAGAGGUGUUCCUCCUCGGUGGAACGAUGUCCUGCGUCGAUUGGGCGAAGAAAGCACGAUGGAAAUUGAAAACAACGAAUUCCAGAAUGCUGUUCGAGCUCUUGAGACAGAGGGUCUUGUCAAUACCAUUGGUGAAGGUCCGCGACGGUCGAUUCGCCGAGUCGGAGGAGCGAUCAUGUUCGGCGAACAGCUGCGGUCAUCCAUGAUCAAGGAUUACUAUUGGCACUACAUCGCCUAUGACGAUCUCAAGGAUGCCCUAAAGACGCAGCAUGUGACGGAGCCGACCCCGGCCAAUCCGAAACCAGAUCGCCGACCCUGGACCGAAGAGGAUGAAACUCGCUUCGUGUCGUUGUUGGAGGGCGAGCUCGACAAGGUUUUCACAUUUCAGCGCCUCAAGAGCGAGGAGAUUAUCCGCCGCAUCGCCGCCAGUGAGCAGGAGGUGAAUGAGGUUGUCGGCCGUCUCGAUGUGUCGGCCAGAGACUCCCGCCGCGCCUCCGAGCGACCGGACGACGAGGAUUUCCUUCUGCUCGAGGCCGAUUUGAGUGACAUUAUCGCCGACGUGCACGACCUGGCCAAGUUCACUCAGUUGAACUAUACCGGCUUUCAAAAGAUUAUUAAAAAACACGAUAAACAAACAAAGUGGUAUCUCAAGCCCGUCUUUGCCGCCCGUCUCAACGCCAAGCCGUUUUUCAAAGAUAACUAUGAUGCUUUUGUUGUCACCCUAUCUCGACUCUAUGACAUCGUCAGGACCAAGGGUAAUCCUAUUCAAGGUGACUCCUCUGCCGGAGGCGGCCAGCAAAACUUUGUGCGGCAGACUACCAAGUACUGGGUGCACCGAGAUAAUAUCACCGAGCUGAAGCUAAUCAUUCUCAAACACCUUCCUGUGCUGGUUUUUAAUCCUAGCAAGGAAUUCGAAGAGAAAGACACGGCCAUCUCUUCGAUAUAUUACGACAAUCCAGAUACAUGGGAGCUUUACCAGGGUCGUCUCAAGAAGACCGAGGGCGCCGAGGCCAUUCGACUGAGAUGGUACGGUGGGAUGGAGAUUGAUCAGAUUUUCGUCGAGCGAAAAACGCAUCGUGAAGACUGGACCGGGGAGAAGUCGGUCAAGGCCCGAUUCCCUAUGAAGGAGAAGCACGUAAAUGCCUACCUUUCGGGUGAUAUGACGGUUCAGUCUGUGUUUGAGAAAAUGCGAAAGGACGGCAGAAAAUCAGAGCAGCAGAUCUCGGAUUGGGAAGCCCUCGCAAAAGAAAUUCAAUAUCGAACGAUUACCCGCGGGUUGAAGCCCGUAGUCCGAACUUUUUACCACCGAACCGCCUUUCAACUUCCUGGGGAUGCCCGUGUUCGUAUCUCUUUGGAUACCGAGCUCAGCAUGAUUCGAGAAGACAACCUAGACGGCAAGAGACGAGCUGGCGAUAACUGGCGCCGUACGGACAUUGGUAUUGACUGGCCAUUCUCUCAGCUACCCCCGGAAGACAUCGACCGGUUUCCUUAUGCUGUUCUCGAGGUGAAGCUGCAAACCCAGGCCGGACAAGAACCGCCACAGUGGAUUCGAGAACUCACUGCCAGCCAUCUCGUCGAAGCCGUCCCGAAAUUUAGCAAAUUCAUACACGGCUGUGCUACUCUUUUCCCUGAUAGGAUUCACCUGCUGCCCUUCUGGUUCCCACAGAUGGAUGUCGACAUUCGCAAACCGGUCACACGAAACUAUGGCAUUGGGCGACCUCCUCAAAGCACGAGCAUAUCCACGACUGAUGAUCCAGAUGACGAUGACGAUUCAGACGAUGAUGGCGGUCGUGAAAUGCAUACAAACGGUGUUACAGCCGACCAUGGAGUUAACAAUGGGGCCGUUGCGAACUAUGGGCGCAACGGCAUGCUUCCAGGAGCACCCGGGAACGAAUUGGACGUUGAGGAACGCAUUGGAGCGGACUUUCUCGCCGGCGAUGAUGAUUACCCACUGUACGAUUCUGAUGAUGAAGAUGAUUAUUCCGAGAUCCUGGAGGAAGCACGCCGUGUUGGAGGAAUUUAUUAUUACCGAACGGUUCUAGGACACUAUCUCAGUCGCACGGGUCAUAUCACCUGGGAAGUUCUAAAGAUGCUGGUGCCCAGACCUCGAGCCACCGUCAUGCCUGAUCAGACAAGCCAAGGGAUCGCCGUUUUAGGAAAUGGCAGACGCACUGUGACGCGCUUCUCUGCUCCAAAGGGCAAACGUAUCCACGUUCCCAUACGAGUCGAGCCCAAAGUCUACUUUGCCGCCGAACGCACGUUCCUUUCAUGGCUCGAGUUUUCGAUUCUGAUCGGUUCCAUUGCUGCCACGCUCCUCAAUUUCGGCAACGACUAUGUCACGUUCGCAUCUGCCUGGGCGUUUACUAUCAUCGCCGCGCUGUGCUUACUGUACAGCGCUAUUCUGUACGUCUGGCGCGUGGACAAGAUCCGCAAGCGACGUGACGUCAAGCGCGUAUAUCACGAAAAGUUUGGUCCGACGUUUUUGUGUAUUGGUUUGAUAGUGGCGGUGCUUAUCAAUUUUAUUCUGAGAGCCAAGCAUGGCGGGCUCACCCCGGAUGAUAACAGCGCUGUUGUCUGGGGGCAGGAGGAUCUUCCGCCUAGUCAUGGACUAGAGCUGUGA